Messenger RNA from Sclerotinia borealis F-4128, 483 nucleotides. Lineage: Eukaryota; Fungi; Ascomycota; Leotiomycetes; Helotiales; Sclerotiniaceae. The record is from the annotation of a GenBank genome assembly.
AUGAGAGCAACCAAACUUCAAUCGGCAGAUGGAAGAAACCAUGGAAACUGCGAAAAAAAGGCACUGCCCCGUCGUCACCUCCAGCAACUGCAGCUUCAUACAGAGUUCCUCGUGCAAAGCUGGAUGCCAGCUCUGAUACAACCUUCACCGAGAAUACCAAAACCACGCUCAACCAGAAAACCCAAGCCAACUUCAUCCGCAGCCCCUUCAAUAUCUUCCCUUGAGUUGAGAUCGAGAACCCCGUCCUCACACUCACAGACGGAGACGCAGAAAUACUUGUUGAUUCUUUAUCAAAAACCCUCACCCAAAACACCCAAAUCAUCCUCAACCCGAAAACGCAAAUCGACUUCAUCUGCGAUCCCUCCAACCCCCUCCUCCGGAAUCGAGAAUCCCUUCCUCACAGGCGGCACAUUGUCGUUGGAAGAACAAUUGGAUCACAGUCGGAGAGAGUCGGAAAAGAUGAUGGAUGAGGGACUAAACUAA